Messenger RNA from Lacerta agilis (Sand lizard), 2295 nucleotides. It is a transcript of the gene USP21, whose product is annotated as ubiquitin specific peptidase 21. Gene Ontology annotation, cellular component: cytoplasm. The record is from RefSeq and is a predicted model, not a curated record. The coding region runs from base 241 to 2202 and encodes 653 amino acids. Gene Ontology annotation, molecular function: cysteine-type deubiquitinase activity. Lineage: Eukaryota; Metazoa; Chordata; Lepidosauria; Squamata; Lacertidae. Gene Ontology annotation, biological process: protein deubiquitination. The transcript has 15 exons.
UUGGAGCCGCGCGAAGCCGGCCUCGGCCGGGCAAAAGCGCGGAGUGCGGCGGGGAGGGGGGAGGAACAAAGAUGGCGGCCCGUGCUGCAGGAGUUGUUGUUGCCAUGGCGUCCUGCAGGAGGGCAUCUGCCAAGAGGAGCCCUCCUGCGGUCAGCCACCUCUGCGAGAUGUGAGCCAGGGGCCGGCGGGGGUGAGAGUCUAGCACUUUUUGAGAGGGCUCUCCUCUAUCUCCUCUCCGCAAUGCCGCAAGCCUCCGAGCACCGCAUGAGCCGGGCAAGAGAGCAGUCGGUCAUCACCUCUCAGCCGAAAGCCACCUCCAAGCUCCCCAACGGACACCGAGCCCCGAGCCAAGAGCACCGUGGCUGCUCCUCCGCCGCCUCCAACGGACUUUCCGUGGCUUCCAAGCUGCGCCCGUUGCCACCCAGGCCGAGCCCUCUUGAUGACAGGGGCAAGAAGCUGGAGCUCGACCGAGGCCGGGCCUCUAAGCGCAGCGACACACUGCGCGCCUCUGCCUCCCGCCGCGGCCCCGUCAAGGCAGACCACGCCCUCAAAGUGCCCGGCUGCCCGCAGGCCGGCACCAUUUCCGGCAGCGCCUCCUUCACCAUGCCACCCGGCGUCCUCCUGGGCGGGCCUGACUCGGACCGCCGGAGCGGCAACCUGCUGCGCUCCAAGUCGAUCAGUAUCGGCGACCUGAGCCAGUCCGGCAGCCGCGGGGAGGAGCAGCUGAGCGCCAUGCUGAACCGGCUUGCUCUCCGGGACCGCAGCCCAUCAUGCAACCACAAACAUGGCCUGGGCGCCCUGGCCCUGAAGAGGAGCUCGUCUCUGCGGAGAGUCAACGUCACCCCCGGGGCAGAUGGGAGGCCAUCACCCACUUUGCUGUCCGUCCGCACGGAGGGCUGCCCCAGGACUCGCGCCCUCGACCCGCAGGCCACGGAAUAUGCCCGCUCCCAAGACGUCCCGGUAUCCACCAGCCCACCCCAGAGCAAGGGUCCUGUUCCAAGCAGGCUGGAGGAGAAGGCCACUGCUGCAGACAUGCACGCACGCAGGAAUCUUCUUGGCAGGCGGCUAAGUAUCUCUAACAGAAUAGACAGCCACAAGAGUUCCCAGCAUUCCUUGGGGACGCAUCACACUCUCCUGCUGGGCUCUGGGCACAUAGGUCUCCGCAACCUUGGCAACACGUGCUUCAUGAAUGCUGUGCUUCAGUGCCUGAGUAGCACCAAGUCCCUGCGGGACUACUGCCUCCGUCGGGAAUUCCGGCAGGAACAGCCCAGCGCUCUGCGGACCCAGCAGGAGCUGACUGAAGCCUUUGCAGAUGUCAUUGCCACUUUAUGGCACCCCGAUUCCACGGAGGCCGCCAACCCCAGCCGCUUCAAAGCCGUCUUUCAGAAAUACGUGCCAUCUUUCACAGGAUACAGCCAGCAGGACGCUCAGGAGUUCUUAAAAUUUUUCAUGGAUCGGUUGCAUGUGGAGAUUAAUAGGAAAGGGCGCAAGACUCCCAGCAUCCUCUCUGACGCCAAGCGACCCUCAGUACUAGAGGACACGGACACCUUGAGUGAUGAUGAACAAGCCAACCUGAUGUGGAAGCGCUACCUGGAGCGAGAAGACAGCAAGAUAGUAGAUCUCUUUGUCGGCCAGCUGAAAAGCUGCCUCAAGUGUCAAGCGUGUGGCUACCGGUCGACCACGUUUGAAGUUUUCUGUGACCUCUCCCUGCCUAUCCCAAAGAAAAGCUUCACCGGUGGGAAGGUAUCUCUGCUAGACUGCUUCAGCCUCUUCACCAAGGAGGAGGAGCUGGAUUCUGAAAACGCACCAGUGUGUGACAAAUGCCGGCAGAGGACCCGAAGCACCAAGAAGCUGACCAUCCAGCGCUUUCCCCGCAUCCUUGUGCUACACCUGAACCGGUUCUCCACCACCCGUUACUCCAUUAAGAAAUGCUCCGUGUUUGUGGAUUUUCCCCUCCAGCAGCUCAACCUGAAAGAGUUUGCCAGCGAAAAGGCUGGCACCCCUGUGUACAACCUCUAUGCCCUGUGCAAUCAUUCUGGCAGCGUCCACUACGGCCACUACACAGCCUUCUGCAAGGACCAGUCUGGCUGGCGGGUUUACAACGACUCCCGGGUGUCUCCAAUCAGUGAGAACCAGGUCCCGUCCAGCGAGGGCUACGUCCUUUUCUACGAGCUGGACGACAUGCACUGGAAGAAGCAGUAAUAGUAUUGGAACCCAGCACUUUCGGCCCUGCCACCCCUCUUACCUCAUAGAGACUGGUGCUCGGGUCUUUUAAAAAAAAACCAUUUUAAAAAA